Messenger RNA from Protopolystoma xenopodis, 540 nucleotides. The record is from the annotation of a GenBank genome assembly. Lineage: Eukaryota; Metazoa; Platyhelminthes; Monogenea; Polystomatidea; Polystomatidae.
AUGAAUGAGGCUUCACAACCCGAUGAGUGCAGUUGGUUAAUUGACGUUCGUCGCGUUGAGCCUGGUCUUAUUCGUUUGGACGCAGCCCUUGACAUGAUUCUCUCCGUUUUCGAGGCCUAUGCUGGUCGGCGUAGCUGGCUUGGACGCCGUCUGGCUACUAUCAGACUAAGAUAUAGUCAACUUAGAACCGAGUUCUUGGCAGAGCUAGAAUCUUCCACCGAAGGCUCGUACGCUCUUUCGAGUAGUUCUAUCCCUAAUCUUUCUUUGCAAGAUCCCUAUGCUAUUUGCCCGCUGAUUGCUAAGGCUGUAAUAGCAUCGGCUAGCGGGCCUGGGACUAAGAAGAAGGCUGACCGGCGCGCCUUGGAUCGUGGAGCUGAAGUCAUUCGUUGCUUAUGUGGCUUUCGUGUAGAGGGUGGCCAUGUAAUGGUUCAAUGUGAUCGAUGCGCAGCUUGGCAACAUUUACCUUGCCUCUGGUGGGCACUUUCACUCAAGGCUGUAAAAUUGAGUGCAACGGAGUCCUUGCUUCGGCCCUCAGGUUAG